GAGCUGCUGCUCUGCAGCAACGCCAGCUGCUGCAGGUGUUUCUGUGUGGAGUGUCUGGAGGUGCUGGUGGGGCGAGGGACAUCGGCCAAGGCAAAGGAGCAGGAGCCCUGGAACUGCUACAUGUGCCAGCCCCAGAGGAGCUACGGGGUGCUGCAGCGCCGGCAGGACUGGAACACCCGCCUGCAGGACUUCUUCACCAGUGACAAGGGACAGGAAUACGCUGCGCCCAAAAUCUACCCAACGGUCCCACCAGCCAACAGGAGACCUAUUCGAGUGCUCUCUUUAUUCGAUGGCAUAGCAACAGGGUACCUGGUGCUGAAGGACUUGGGCAUCCAAGUGGAGAAGUACAUCGCCUCGGAGAUCUGCGAAGACCCCAUUGCCGUGGGCACCAUGCGGCACGAGGGCAACAUCACCUACGUGCACGACGUCAGGAACAUAACCAAGAGAAACAUCGAGGAGUGGGGACCUUUUGACCUGGUGAUCGGUGGAAGCCCCUGUAACGACCUCUCCCUUGUCAGUCCGGCCAGGAAGGGGCUGUAUGAAGGAACCGGGAGGCUGUUCUUUGAGUUUUACCACCUGCUCAACUACGCCCGUCCCAAGGCGGGAGAGGAGCGUCCCUUCUUCUGGAUGUUCGAGAACAUGGUGGCCAUGAGGGUCAACGACAAGAGGGACAUUUCUCGGUUUCUGGAGUGUAACCCCGUUAUGAUCGAUGCCAUCAAGAUAUCAGCUGCCCACCGAGCACGCUACUUCUGGGGCAACCUUCCAGGGAUGAACAGGAUCUUCGGGUUCCCCCUCCACUACACGGACGUCUCCAACAUCAGCCGCGGGGCUCGCCAGAAGCUGCUGGGGCGGUCGUGGAGCGUCCCCGUCAUCCAGCACCUCUUUUCCCCGCUCAAGGAUUACUUCGCCUGUGAAUAG
This is a messenger RNA of Leptosomus discolor (cuckoo roller), 918 nucleotides long. The record is from RefSeq and is a predicted model, not a curated record. Lineage: Eukaryota; Metazoa; Chordata; Aves; Leptosomiformes; Leptosomidae.